This is a messenger RNA of Aegilops tauschii subsp. strangulata, 1095 nucleotides long. NCBI's taxonomy places the organism in Eukaryota, Viridiplantae, Streptophyta, Magnoliopsida, Poales, Poaceae. The record is from RefSeq and is a predicted model, not a curated record.
UCUCCCGAACGCCUUUUCUUUUUCACUCGCCCGCCACACUGUCUCCUUCACCUCAUCCAUUCCCCACACUCCCACAGAUCAGGAGCAAAAUCCCGGCGGAGGCAGCGGCGAUUCCGGCGUGCGCUGCGGAGGAGAGUGGAGGUGGAGGCCCGGCGACGAGCUGCCUGGGAUAGCGGCAUGGACGCGUCCGCGCGGGGGAGAAGCGAUGGAGUCCUCCCCGACGGCGUCUUCUCGUCAGCGAAGAGUGAAUCUCCCUCCAUGGGAUCUCGCGGGCUCACCUCAAGCUCGAGCUCGACUCUGGCCACGCGCGCCGCGCCCACUAUGGCCAGUUCCGGCGCCCCCCGCAGCCCACUUGCCCCAUCGUUCCCCACCUCCGUCCGUCGACAGGGGAGCUCCAGAUUUUUGCGGGAGGAGGCCAUGGACGCUGGUGGCCAGCAACCUUUGCCACGCCCCCGUCCCCGUCUCCAACUCCCCGAGGAUCCUCCUGAAGGUCGGCAGCGGCGGUGACGACGACGAGGGAGCCGAGCACGCGACGGCUGACUCGAGCGCGUGGAGGCGCACUGCGCGCGCGGUCUCGCAUCAUCUUCUGUGCAAGCAGGUCGCUGCGCCACCAGGGAGCUCGAGACGGCCGUGCCGUGCACCCAAUCCACCGAGUGCCGCCUCCUCCACCAUGACGCCGUCUUCGCCCGCCUCCUCCACUAGACGCCAAGGGCACAAUAGAAUGCGGACGGGGGAGAUAGAGCUGCUCCUCAAGUCUGGGCCGCGUCGACGGGAGGUCGCCUUCAACAUGGUCGACUGCGAUUUCAAGGUCUUUGAGGGAAAAUGGUCUGUCCAGGAGCAUGGCAAAUCUCUUUUGCACGGGACCAUGGCAAAUUAAGUCUAUGCAUCAUGGAAAUCUUAGUGUAUGGGUCAUGGCAUUUUGUAGUUUACAUUUUAGUCUAUGGAUCAUGGCAUGAGAUUAUAGCCUAUGCAUUUCUGUCAUAAGAUCAUGGCAACAUUCCGUAGGUUUUUUCAUUUAUUUUUUAAUACGCAAUUUUUUGCCAUGUACAAUGGGAAAUUUACAAGUACUUUAUUUUUAAAAAUUAACAUCCCCCC